Molecule: messenger RNA, 2080 nt
Organism: Macadamia integrifolia
Lineage: Eukaryota; Viridiplantae; Streptophyta; Magnoliopsida; Proteales; Proteaceae
Product: amino acid transporter AVT1G-like
Exons: 11
Coding region: 192-1826 (544 amino acids)
Cellular component (GO): plasma membrane
Source: RefSeq, a predicted model, not a curated record
AUGAAGAAGAAGAAAGAAAAAGAAAUUCUAAGUUUCCAAGGUUUUGUCUCUUUUUCUAGAUAGCGAGAGGAGGGUUUGGUUUCUGUUUACUGUUAAACUUCUUUGCAAAGCUUCUUUCUCUGUCCUUCCUUUUUAAAACAAAAACCUGGUUUAGUUUAUACCAUUGUUGGAAGAGAGAGAGAGAAAUAAGGAUGAAGGCGGAUGAAGAAUUCGGACCGGAUCGAGGGAUGGAGUUCCAGACAGAUGAUGAAGAAAACCGAGCAGAGACACUGGGAGAGAGCGAAGAGGACUAUGAAUCAGACUUCACCUUCUCUGACCGGAAUCCUUCGGAAUGUAGCAGCUUGUCUUUCCACAUGCCCUGGCCUCAGAGCUACCGGCAGUCGAUGGACAUGUUGACAAGUGUGACCCCUCCCAAAGUGGGCUUCCUUGGGGGGACGAGUUUAACAGGGUUAGGCAGCUCCUUCUUAUCUUCUUCAGUUUACAAGAGGGCACAGGCUUCUGAGUCCAAUGCCUCCCUUGCUCAACCUUUCAUUUCAGUAACAAAUGCAAUAGAAAAAGUUGAUGAACUCCCUCUUCCUGAAACUGCUACACCUAAGCGCUCUUCUUCCUACUACAAGGCUUCCUUUCAUGAAUUGCCCCCACCAGCUCAACAAUGCUCUUAUACUCAAUCUGUAGUUAAUGGAGUAAAUGUUCUUUGUGGUGUGGGACUUCUAUCAACUCCUUUUGCAGUUAAAGAAGGUGGCUGGAUAAGCCUUUUGAUACUCUUUGGCUUUAGUAUCAUUUCAUGCUACACUGGAGUUCUAUUGAAACGAUGUCUUGAUAGCUCAUCUGGACUCAAAACAUACCCUGACAUCGGCCAAGCUGCUUUUGGGGUUUCCGGUCGCUUAUUUAUAGCUAUAAUCCUGUACAUUGAACUAUAUGUCUGCUGUGUUGAAUUCAUAACUCUCAUGGGUGAUAACAUGUCCAAAAUGUUUCCAAAUGCCCAAAUGGUUUUCAUGGGGAUUCACUUGAAUUCUCAUUACUUCUUCACCAUAUUGAUGACCAUCAUUCUUCUCCCCACAAUUUUGCUGAGAAACCUUAGUUUGCUAUCAUAUCUUUCAGGGGGUGGAGUAGUUGCAUCCCUACUGGUGGUGCUUUGCUUGCUGUGGGUGGGAGUUGUUGACCAAGUUGGGUUUCAUCCUGGUGGGGCUGCUUUGGAUAUUGCAAAUAUUCCUGUGUCACUUGGUAUAUAUGGUUUCUGUUAUGCAGGGCAUUCUGUUUUCCCAAAUCUUUACUCUUCCAUGGAGAAACCAUCAGAUUUCUCAACAGUUCUAUUGGUCAGUUUUUCAAUUUGUUGUCUCCUUUAUACUGGGGUAGCUAUAUGUGGCUUUAUGAUGUUUGGCUACUCAAUACAGUCACAGUUCACACUAAAUAUGCCUCAGGAAUUUGUGGCCUCUAAAAUUGCAGUUUGGACAGCGGUUGUGAAUCCUCUUUCAAAGUAUGCCUUGACAUUAACUCCAGUUGCACUAAGUCUAGAGGAACUUCUUCCUCCUUCUCGUCUAAGAUCUCAUUAUGUUUCAGUGUUCAUCCGAAUGGUCUUAGUUGCUUCAACGUUGGUUGUGGCUCUAGCGGUUCCUUUCUUUGCUUUUGUAAUGGCACUAGUUGGCUCUUUCCUCACAAUGCUUAUAGCCCUUAUAUUUCCUUGUGCAUGCUAUCUCAGCAUCCUUCGCGGGAGGUUAAAAUGGCCACAGAUUGCAGUCUGCAUUUUUAUUAUUGUAGUUGGAAUUGUCUGUUCUUGUAUUGGUACAUAUUCAGCAGCAAAGAAAAUAGUUGACCAGAUGGGCUGAUGGAGUGAAGAAAAGCAAGGUCACCAUAUAUCUCUUCAAGUCUUUGUAAGGCCUGGGUAGACUAGAAUUAGCUAAACAUAACAGUAAUAAUUCAAGGAAGUUCAGUGAGGUGCUAGUGGAGAUAUUGGUAGAAAUCCUUUCAGGGAUUAUAUAUUUUCAGUCAAAGUUCCAAAUGAGUUAAUUUUAUUUUUGUGUCUUAUUACUUCAAGUCAACCCAGAAAGAAGCUUAAUUCAUUGAGGCUUUUAUACGUUAU